GGCACCGAUAUCUGCAACCGCGUGGAAGGCCUGCUGGCUGCGGCUGAGAUCCGGCCGGCGCUUUUCUUGCCCUUAAAACCUAAGGUUGCUCUGCCCUCUUGUGUGGAGCUGCGAUCUGUAAGGUGGUGGGAGCUGCAGGCGGACUCGGAGGCCCAGGAACCAGAAAUGGACACAGUGGCCUUUGAGGAUGUUAAUGUGGAGUUCACCAUGGAGGAGUGGGCUUUCCUGGAUCCAAACCAGAAAAAACUCUACACAGAUGUGAUGCAGGAAACCUUCUGGAACCUGGCAUCAGUAGCAUGUAUUUUGGAAGAAAAAUGUGAAGACCAUGACAGUGAAGAUCAGUAUGAAAAUCAUGGGAUGAGUCUUAGGACUCAGUGGCCUUUGAGGAUGUUAAUGUGAAGUUCACCAAGGAGGAGUGGGCUUUCCUGGAUCCAACCCAG
This is a messenger RNA of Myotis davidii, 440 nucleotides long. Its product is annotated as zinc finger protein 124-like. Gene Ontology annotation, biological process: regulation of DNA-templated transcription. NCBI's taxonomy places the organism in Eukaryota, Metazoa, Chordata, Mammalia, Chiroptera, Vespertilionidae. The record is from RefSeq and is a predicted model, not a curated record. The coding region runs from base 166 to 399 and encodes 77 amino acids. The transcript is spliced from 4 exons.